This is a messenger RNA of Penicillium concentricum, 1668 nucleotides long. RefSeq names its product MFS transporter. Gene Ontology annotation, molecular function: transmembrane transporter activity. Lineage: Eukaryota; Fungi; Ascomycota; Eurotiomycetes; Eurotiales; Aspergillaceae. Gene Ontology annotation, biological process: transmembrane transport. Bases 1 to 1668 code for a protein of 555 amino acids. The record is from RefSeq and is a predicted model, not a curated record. The transcript is spliced from 6 exons.
AUGUUACAAAGCCUUGCGGAAAUAGCGGGUGCCGUGCUGUGGCUGGUAAAACUCUCCGUUCCGCAAUACCCGCUUGUACACAUUGGAAGUCCACAAAAAUUUGCUACAUAUUAUAUUCCACCGGAAUACAAGCUCGACUUCAUUGACAAAACGUGUCUGCGUCGCUGCUCUAUCAAGUUCAAAAUGCACGAGAAGCCAUUCAAUGGGGCGAGCAACGCACUUCCGACUCUUCUUUCCAACUCAGCAAGCUACGUUGAUUUUGAAGGGAUCGAUGAUCCCAAGCAUCCUCAGAAUUGGAGACUGUCUACGAAACUUUUCAACUCUAUCUUAGUCUGUUCAGGGACAUUCAUCGUCUCGCUAACAAGCGCCAUCUUCGCACCGGGGAUCGACAAAGCAAGCAAAGCUUUCGGGGUUGGGUCAGAAGUCGGAACACUGGGAACAACCCUCUACGUCCUGGGCUUUGCAUCAGGACCCCUAAUCUGGGCACCUGCAUCAGAGCUACGAGGAAGAAAAUGGCCACUGACAAUUGGGAUGUUAGGCGGUGGAAUCUUCACUAUUGCAUCGGCGGUGGCCAAAAACAUCCAGACCUUGAUCAUAUGCCGUUUCUUCGCUGGAAUGUUUGGCGCAAGCCAAUUGACUGUUGUCCCAGGUGUACUGGCUGACCUAUACAACAACACCACUCGCGGCGCCGCAAUUUCUCUAUAUGCACUGACUGUUUUCGUGGGACCGUUUAUGGCUCCUUUUGUGGGUGGCUUCAUUGCGUCGAGUUAUCUUGGCUGGAGGUGGACUCUUUACAUCCCAGCAAUCUUCAGCCUGGGAAAUGGGAUAUUGAGUGUUUUCUUCUUGGAUGAGACAUAUCCGCCUUGUAUUCUCGUGGUCAAGGCUGCUGCUAUCCGCAAAGAGUCCCAAAAUUCGAGUAUUCUUGCCAGACACGAGGAGAUCGAGGUCAACAUCGCAGAUCUUGUGGAGAAGUACUUCACGCGUCCAUUGAAGUUGCUCUUCACGGAGCCUAUUAUCCUCGUGGUGUCGGGUUACAUGUCCUUCAUCUAUGGCCUUGUUUAUGCGCUUCUUGAGGCAUAUCCUUUCGUUUUUGAGCAUGUAUACGGAAUGACGCCUGCUUUUGCUGGUCUAAUGUUCAUUGGGCUCAUCAUCGGCGUGGUGCUCGCGUGUGCGUUCAUUCUUUUUGGGCAGCUGGCCUAUGCAAGGAAACUGGAAGAGAAUAAGGGAAUCCCAGUUCCCGAGUGGCGCCUCGCUCCAACACUCCUAGGAGCGCCUGUUUUCACAAUUGGUCUCUUUUGGUUUGGCUGGACCGGGUUCACUGCUUACAUUCACUGGGCCGUACCUGCUGCUGCCGGGAUAUUCAUCGGGUUUGGGGUGCUAUGCAUCUUCCUUCCGUGCUUCAAUUAUAUCGUUGAUGCAUACUUGCCAAUAACCACCUUGCUGACAUACCCUGAUAUAAGUGCUGCUUCGGCUGUUGCUGCCAAUAUCAUUCUUCGAUCGGCAGUAGCUGCAGGCUUCCCGUUAUUCUCAAGACAGAUGUUUCAAAAUAUGGGAAUUCAAUGGGCUGGUACGUUGCUUGGCUGUUUAGCCGCAAUAAUGAUCCCUAUUCCGAUCAUAUUCAGGGCUUAUGGACCUUGGCUACGAGGGAAAAGUAAAGUAUUUCCAUAA